UUGUUAUUGGUAACAAUAAUAUUGGACAAGACACAUUUCGUAUUGAUGAAAAUAAAGAGCCAGACACCAACUGUUCAACUAUUAAAAACUCAAACAUUCAUAUUUUCUUCCAAAUUCAAUUGAAUUGUAAUAAAAAAAAUCGUCUGCAUGCAGGGAGACAUUGCCAGAUUCAUUUUCCGUUUGAUUUUACCAUUCGAAUCAACAUGUUAAAAUUGCUGCAAAAUUCAGCACGGACCAAAUCCGUGAUACCGUUCAUUUCCACACAAAAUGCACAAUUUUCAAGUGAUGAUAAGCGUAGCCGACGUGAUCGGCUCUUACUUUUGCGGGCUGCACAAAAAAAAUUGUAUGGAAGUGUUGUACGCGACGUCUCCGUAAUUCCCCAAGGAACAAUAAGAAAUAUAAAUUACCAAAACCAAGUACGUUCUGACCACGAAGAACCAUCACCAUUUGAAAUGCCAAUUGUAAAAGAAAAAGUGCCAAAUGUAAAAUUAGUUGAUAAGCAAAUGACCAAUGAACUUCUUUGGUUGUCACAAACUUCAAAUGUUAAAAUACUUAAAAUGAAAAGUUCAAGAGGCAAUUCAACGAAAGCAGAAAAUUUUUCGAGUGAUUAUGAUGAUUCUGAUGAAUCACGGCCAAAAAUGACGGCCAACUUAGACAAGUCAAGUGGACAAAGUGCGACCGGUGGAAUUUUAACGGCAAAAGGUUUAAUCCAACAAUUGGUGACGUCAACACAAAGCAACGACAACAAGCAUCAAUCGCAACCGAUUCCAUUCAACGAUAGUACAUUAAAAUCGAUUGUAAGUUAUCCGUUAAUUUGUGAAAAAAUGUCACAUAGUCAAGUGCACAAGGUGCUCGACGAUAAAUCGAUACCUAUACCAUCGAUAAGUAAAGUAUUACAGGCUACAAUGCCCGAAUCGGCACGAAUCGCACUGCGAAAAUGGAAAUUAAGUAAAAUUGCCGAACUUGGACUGGAUGGAUUUAAACAGUAUGAACAACAAACAUUAGGAAUAGGAAAAGACUUUCAUUUGGCCAUUGAGAAAUUUUUAAUUAGUGGCACUGUGCCGAUGCCCGAUUCACACCUCAUCAAAUUAUGGCAAAGCAUUGACAACAGUUUGAAUGAACUCCAACCAAAACCGGUACUUUUGGAACAACCAAUCAUUCAUGCCGAACUCAAAUACAAAGGAAUCAUCGAUAACGUAUCGAUUGUUCGCAACGAAUUGUGUGCCUUUGAAUGGAAAACGUCGGAAAAAUCAAAGCCAAGAAUAACAUCAACAUACGAUGCACCAGUUCAGUUAUGUGCAUAUUUGGGAGCAUUGAACGCUGAUCCACGGUAUGAUAUGACCGUUAAAAAUGGUCGUGUUGUGGUUGCAUAUAAAAAUGGUGAUACAGCGAAUGUCUUCAAUUUAUCUGAAGCUGAUUUACGAAAAUAUUGGUUACAGUGGUUGCAACGACUUCAGGAAUAUUGGAUUCGAGUGAAAGAUGGUACUCUACCAGAUCCCAUUUGAAUCUUUAGUCACAUAUCGGAUGUUUAUCCACGGUUUUACACAAAAAUCAGAAAAAAAAAACAAAUAUAUUGAACGCUGUUAGGAAGCAAGUGACCCUUAUUGAAUCUGGAAUCCCAUAGGGCUUAAAUGGAUAAGUAUAAAUGAAAAAAAAAAAACGAUUUAUUGAUAAUAAAAACAUUUUUUGUGACUCUUCUCAUCGCAACAUGAUAUGACACUGUUGAAUGAAAUUCUCUUGGAUGAAAAAAAUAAAAAUUGAAUAGAAAGACGUAA
Molecule: messenger RNA, 1775 nt
Organism: Contarinia nasturtii (swede midge)
Lineage: Eukaryota; Metazoa; Arthropoda; Insecta; Diptera; Cecidomyiidae
Product: mitochondrial genome maintenance exonuclease 1-like
Exons: 3
Coding region: 204-1505 (433 amino acids)
Biological process (GO): mitochondrial DNA replication
Cellular component (GO): mitochondrion
Molecular function (GO): single-stranded DNA exodeoxyribonuclease activity
Source: RefSeq, a predicted model, not a curated record